This is a messenger RNA of Aspergillus brunneoviolaceus CBS 621.78, 591 nucleotides long. Its product is annotated as E2 ubiquitin-conjugating protein UBC8. Gene Ontology annotation, biological process: ubiquitin-dependent protein catabolic process; protein polyubiquitination. Gene Ontology annotation, cellular component: nucleus. Lineage: Eukaryota; Fungi; Ascomycota; Eurotiomycetes; Eurotiales; Aspergillaceae. The transcript has 5 exons. Bases 5 to 514 code for a protein of 169 amino acids. The record is from RefSeq and is a predicted model, not a curated record. Gene Ontology annotation, molecular function: ubiquitin conjugating enzyme activity.
GUUGAUGAGUGACUAUGAGGUGACUCUGGUCAAUGAUAACAGGCAAGAAUUCUACGUCCGCUUCAAGGGCCCUGAGGAGACUCCGUUCGCUGGUGGCCACUGGAAGAUUCACGUCGAACUCCCCGAUCAAUACCCAUACAAGAGCCCCAGCAUCGGGUUUGUCAACCGGAUCUUUCACCCGAACAUCGAUGAGCUCUCCGGCUCCGUCUGCCUCGACGUCAUCAACCAGACCUGGUCCCCCAUGUACGACAUGAUCAACAUCUUCGAGGUCUUCCUCCCUCAGCUCCUCCGCUACCCCAACCCGUCCGACCCUCUCAACGGCGAAGCAGCAGCCAUGCUCAUGCGCGAGCCCAAGACCUACGACGCUAAAGUGAAAGAGUAUGUCGCCAAGUACGCCAGCAAAGACGCCGUCGACGACGCCGGCGAAGACACCGAGUCGGAAGACGAGCUGAGCUCGGCCGGAAGCUAUGAAUCCGGUGGCGAGGAGCCGGCCGGUACGAUGGAUGAUGUCUAGAGGUACUGUACCAAUCGUCCGCUUUCCUCCUUCGCAACCAUGCCCUUGCAUCUAGACUGAUUUCAGUCACCUUUUUU